This is a messenger RNA of Notothenia coriiceps (black rockcod), 992 nucleotides long. RefSeq names its product epidermal growth factor receptor substrate 15-like. The transcript has 2 exons. Lineage: Eukaryota; Metazoa; Chordata; Actinopteri; Perciformes; Nototheniidae. The record is from RefSeq and is a predicted model, not a curated record. Bases 533 to 970 code for a protein of 145 amino acids.
AUCUGGUGCAGUUUGAACCUCCAUACUAAUGUGUCAUUAAUAACACGAGUACCAUCCAUCUUCCUGCAUGCUUUAAUAAUGUAUAUCAGUCGUGAUCAAUCAGGUUUAAUGACUUCAGUACAAACCCCUGACUGCACAAAGUACCGUGUUUUUGGUGCCUUCUAAAGCAUAGCUAUAGCAGAACAUAAAAUAAACAUUUAUUAAUUGCACAAAAGUCAAUACUCCUCCUCGCUCCAUUUCCUGUCUCCCGGGUGGAGUGAAUUAGCCAGGAUAAACACAGGGCGGCACAAGUGAUGGAUGUUGUAGGUUGGCUCAUCAUCCCUCCUCCCAUCCUCCCAUCCUCCAGGCAUCCAUCUGCCUCUCACUCCUCAUCUCCCACACAUUUCACUGAACUAGCACAUUCUCACUUUCAGCAAAACUCUCGCAUACAGCGCCACACACACACCACCUUCCCUCACACAGACCUGCUGUAGCUGCAGACAGUCAGGCGGCUCUCUCUCUGUGUGCUGAGGAGUUUAUCUUUCAGGACAUCAUGGUGGUUGAAGGGGAGGAAGUGGUGGUGGUGGUUCAGGGGCAGGGUAGAGACGGCUCGGUGGAGAAGUGGCUGGGGCUCGGAGUACCGGGUGUACCCUCUCUGUCCUUGGUGGCUAAAUACUCGUGUCUGUUGUGCUGGACCCCCAGGGAGAAGAUCACCGUGGAAGAGGAGAUCAAGGAGAAAGAGGACGCCAUCAGACAGCGAAACAACGAAGUGCAGGACCUUCAGGAGGAGGUGGCGAAGGAGGGCGGGGAGCUUCAGAGACUCCAGAGUCAGAGAUCCAAGGUCCAGGAGGCGUUAGAGGAGCUGGACCAACAGAAAGGCUCUCUGGAGGAGCAGCUCAAUCAUAUUCGCCAGCAGACCAACCAAGAGUCCAAUCUGGUGGGUUUAGGAGAUGUCUCUUUUCAUGGCUGCUUCUUUGAUUUCGUUACUUGAAUCAGAAUCAGGUUUAUUACCA